Molecule: messenger RNA, 1084 nt
Organism: Sinocyclocheilus anshuiensis
Lineage: Eukaryota; Metazoa; Chordata; Actinopteri; Cypriniformes; Cyprinidae
Product: N-acyl-aromatic-L-amino acid amidohydrolase (carboxylate-forming) A-like
Exons: 6
Coding region: 1-939 (312 amino acids)
Cellular component (GO): cytosol
Molecular function (GO): hydrolase activity, acting on ester bonds; aminoacylase activity
Source: RefSeq, a predicted model, not a curated record
AUGAAGGCGGUUGCUAUGCCAACGGUGUCGCGAGUGGCGGUUUGCGGCGGUACCCAUGGCAAUGAGCUUGCAGGCAUCUAUCUGGUGAGGGAGAUGCUGAAGAAGCGGGCGGAUGGGACAGAGCCGGUUUCCGUGGUAACGGUGAUGUCGAACUCGCGUGCCGCGCAGCUGUGUGUGCGUUAUGUGGAGACGGACCUGAACCGCUGCUUCACGCGAGCCGCGCUCAGCGCACCCGUCUCCGAGACCUCGCCGUACGAGAUGAUCCGCUCUCAGGAGCUCAACGCUCUUCUGGGCCCUAAAGCAAGCGCGCAGGCAGUCGACCUGCUGUGUGACCUGCACAACACCACUGCAAACACAGGGCUGUGUCUCAUCACAUACUCCGACCACGACUGGAUCUGCCUGCACAUCUGCAAACACCUGCAGAGAGAAAUGGCCUCCACUCCUGUCAGAUACGUUCACUUUGAUAUUCCUCUCAAUGAAGCCUAUUCUCUGGAUUCAGUGGGGAAGCAUGGAUUUGCGAUGGAGAUUGGGCCACAGCCUCACGGCGUCGUCAGGUCUGCGAUAUUCAGCGCCAUGCAGGAAGGAGUUCAGCUGAUGAUGGACUGGAUCUGUCAGUUCAACUCAGGGAUGCUGUUCGAAGGAGGAUGGGUUGAUGUGUACACAAUGGUGAAGAAUAUCGACUAUCCACGAGACUCUGAAACGCACGUGAUCACGGCCGCGGUCCAUCCCGACCUACAGGAUAGAGAUUUCUGCCUCCUUCACCCCGGAGACCCCAUGUUCCUGUGUUUCUCAGGGGAAACGCUGCGCUACAGAGGGAAAGAAGCACUCUAUCCAUUCUUCAUAAACGAGGGUGCGUACUAUGAGAAGGGUGUCGCUCUUUCCCUCGCUAGGAAGAGAAGAGUGCAGAUUCCUUCAGUCCGCUCAGAAACGCUGAGAUGAAGGAACACAAGCAUGAACAUGAGCUCAAGACGAGUUUAUUACUGAUGCCAGGGAACACUGCAUGUGUGAAAAACAGCCAACUUUAAGAUAUUCUGAAAAACAUACGUCCACUGUGUAAAUAGUGCACAGAUGAUGUUUUUAUUAG